UCGGGAGCGCAGGCAGAAGCCUGGCUUACUGGAUCCGCCCCUCCCUCUGUCUUCUGGUCGUAGAUCGUGUGCGAGGCCCGGACUCGGAGCGCGGAGACCGGUUUAGGACAGCGGCGCGCGGGGAAGGGCGCAGCAUCCUCGUUUCCAGGACGGUCGGACCGAGAGGAGGCAAAGGGGUGUCGGGUCCUUGUCGCUGCUGGAGCUCCAAGGUAACCAAGGAUGGCAGGGAGGAUGUGACCGUCAUCUGCCUUUGUCUGCCCUCCUAGUGGCACCACCAUGCAGAAGCCCAGUGGUCUGAAGCCCCCUGGUCGAGGGGGCAAGCACUCCAGUCCCGUGGGCAGGCCAUCCAUAGGGUCAGCUUCAUCGUCUGUGGUGGUGCCAGCCAGUGGCUCCAAGGAAGGGUCUCCUCUGCACAAGCAGGCGUCGGGCCCCUCCUCGGCCGGAGCCACCACCGCUGUCCCUGAGAAGCCAGGUCCAAAGGCAGCUGAAGUGGGUGAUGACUUCCUGGGGGACUUUGUGGUGGGCGAAAGGGUGUGGGUGAAUGGCAUAAAACCAGGCGUGGUGCAGUACCUCGGCGAGACACAGUUUGCGCCAGGCCAGUGGGCCGGUGUGGUCCUGGACGACCCAGUGGGCAAGAAUGAUGGAGCGGUGGGUGGCGUGCGCUACUUCGAGUGCCCGGCUCUGCAGGGCAUCUUCACACGGCCCUCCAAGCUGACCCGCCAGCCCACAGCUGAGGGCUCAGGCAGUGACGCCCACUCAGUGGAAUCCCUCACUACCCAGAACCUGUCCUUGCAUUCUGGCACCGCCACACCCCCACUCACAAGCCGAGUCAUCCCCCUGCGGGAGAGUGUCCUUAACAGCUCCGUGAAGACAGGCAAUGAGUCUGGUUCCAACCUCUCUGACAGCGGUUCUGUGAAGCGUGGUGACAAGGACCUCCACCUGGGAGAUCGUGUGCUGGUCGGUGGGACGAAGACUGGCGUGGUACGAUAUGUUGGGGAGACGGACUUUGCGAAAGGCGAGUGGUGUGGCGUGGAGCUGGAUGAGCCCCUUGGGAAGAACGACGGGGCCGUGGCAGGCACCAGGUAUUUCCAGUGCCCACCCAAGUUCGGUCUCUUUGCACCCAUCCACAAGGUCAUCCGAAUUGGCUUCCCGUCCACCAGUCCAGCCAAGGCCAAGAAGACCAAACGAAUGGCUAUGGGCGUUUCGGCCUUGACCCACAGCCCCAGCAGCUCCUCCAUCAGCUCUGUCAGCUCCGUGGCCUCCUCAGUUGGCGGCCGGCCCAGCCGGAGUGGCCUGCUCACAGAGACCUCGUCACGCUAUGCCCGGAAGAUCUCAGGCACAACAGCCCUGCAGGAAGCACUGAAGGAGAAGCAGCAGCACAUUGAGCAGCUACUGGCUGAGCGUGACUUGGAGAGGGCCGAAGUAGCCAAGGCCACCAGCCAUAUCUGUGAGGUGGAGAAGGAGAUCGCCCUGCUGAAGGCACAGCAUGAGCAGUAUGUUGCAGAAGCCGAGGAGAAGCUGCAGCGGGCACGGUUGCUGGUGGAUAACGUGAGGAAAGAGAAAGUGGACCUGUCCAAUCAGCUGGAGGAGGAGAGGAGGAAGGUGGAGGACCUGCAGUUCCGGGUGGAAGAAGAAUCCAUCACCAAAGGAGACCUAGAGACCCAGACCCAGCUGGAGCACGCGCGCAUUGGGGAGUUGGAGCAGAGCCUGCUAUUGGAGAAGGCGCAGGCCGAGCGGCUGCUCAGAGAAUUAGCGGAUAACAGGCUCACCACAGUGGCCGAGAAGUCUCGGGUGCUGCAGUUAGAAGAGGAGCUGAGCCUGCGGCGCGGUGAAAUCGAAGAGCUGCAGCAGUGUCUCCUGCAAUCGGGCCCACCACCCCAGGACCACCCUGAGGCCGCCGAGACCCUGCGGCUGCGAGAGCGGCUGCUGUCAGCUAGCAAGGAGCACCAGAGAGACAGCACCCUGCUCCAGGACAAGUACGAGAAGAUGCUGAAGACUUACCAGGCUGAGGUGGACAAGCUCCGGGCGGCCAACGAGAAGUACGCACAGGAGGUGGCAGACCUCAAGGCCAAGGUUCAGCAGGCCACCAGCGAGAACAUGGGACUCAUGGACAACUGGAAAUCCAAGCUGGACUCCCUGGCCUCUGAUCACCAGAAGUCCCUGGAGGACCUGAAAGCCACGCUGAACUCUGGCCCCGGCGCUCAGCAGAAGGAGAUCGGGGAGCUGAAGGCACUGGUGGAGGGCAUCAAGAUGGAACACCAGCUGGAGUUAGGCAACCUGCAGGCCAAGCAUGACUUGGAGACAGCCAUGCUCGGGAAGGAGAAGGAGGGCCUGCGGCAGAAACUGCAGGAGGCUCAGGAGGAGUUGGCGGGGCUGCAGCAGCACUGGAGGGCACAACUGGAGGAGCAGGCCAGCCAGCACAGGCUGGAGCUCCAGGAGGUGCAGGACCAGUGCCGCGAUGCCCAGCUGCGCGCGCAGGAGCUGGAGGGACUGGACCUGGAGUUCCGUGGCCAGAAUCGGGUCAUCGAGUUCCUCAAAGAACAGAUCUCCCUGGCCGAGAAGAAGAUAGUGGAUUACGAGACGCUGCAGAGGGAGGGAGAGCGGCUGCGGGAAAAGCUUCUGGUGGCUGAGAAUAGACUCCAAGCCGUCGAGUCCCUGUGCUCUGCCCAGCACAGCCAUGUGAUCGAGCCCAAUGACCUUUCCGAGGAGAAGAUUCGCAUGAAAGAGACUGUGGAGGGCCUGCAGGACAAACUGAACAAGAGGGACAAAGAGGUGGCAGCCUUGACAUCCCAGAUGGACAUGCUCAGGGCCCAAGUAAGUGCCCUGGAGAACAAGUGCAAAUCAGGAGAGAAAAAGAUGGACUCUGUCCUGAAGGAGAAGAGGCGUCUAGAGGCAGAGCUGGAGGCUGUGUCUCGGAAGACCCAUGAUGCCUCAGGCCAGCUGGUUCACAUUAGCCAAGAGUUGCUGCGGAAGGAGCGGAGUCUGAAUGAGCUGAGGGUGUUGCUGUUAGAAGCCAAUCGCCACUCCCCAGGGCCCGAGAGAGACCUGAGCCGCGAGGUGCACAAGGCAGAAUGGCGGAUAAAGGAACAAAAACUGAAGGAUGACAUCCGGAGCCUGCGUGAAAAACUGACGGGGCUGGACAAGGAGAAGUCCCUGUCGGAGCAGAGACGCUACUCCCUCAUUGACCCAGCGUCAGCGCCCGAGCUACUGCGACUGCAGCACCAGUUGGUGAGCACGGAGGAUGCCCUGCGGGACGCACUGGACCAGGCCCAACAGGUGGAGAGGCUGGUGGAGGCUCUGAGGGGCUCAGACAGGACUCCGACCAUCAGCAAUUCCGGUUCUGCCAACGGUAUCCACCAGCCAGACAAGGCCCACAAACAGGAGGACAAACACUGACCCAGGGACGCCAUGAACCGGCCCCGUUCCCGUCAGAGCCCUGCCGGGCUUCCCACCUGCGGCUCCACCUCCAGGCGGGAGCCAGAACUGUCUCUUUGGAGAUGAGACUGUGUUUGUAUUGUCCUCGCCGCUGUGGACAGUUCCCACUUGAACCCCCUGCCGGACCAGGAGGCUCCCACAGACACGGCCUUCCACAGAGCGCGGUACAGCUGGGCCUGGCCCCAGACAACCUCUCUUGGCUACAGCAGGCUGCUCUGAGUCUUGUCUGGGCACCUGGGUACCCGCCUGCCUCCCUUCCUUUCUGGUGUCCCCAGGUCCCUUGCAGGCCUCUGAGGAGUGGUGCAGGGCCCCUGCUUGGACACCUACACACUGAGAAGGGCUUCAGUCUUCAGAAACUAGGAAGGGCAUUCUUGACUCAUUUACACAUUGGUACAAGGUCUCUUGGGCCUCUUUAGCCAGGGGAGAUUUGGGGAUCGACAGGCUCCUCCUUCCUCAACACCAGGCUAGUAUGCAUACUUACCCCACUUGCUGCCCAGAAAGCAUUGAGCAGACAGCUACAGUAUUAGGUGAGCACGCAGACCUUCUUCCUCCCCUCCUGACCUUGAGCCAGGCGUGGCUUGGGGCUUGGAGUCAAGCUAGAACAGGUACAAAACUCUUUAAACAAAGCAUUCGCAUGGCGUUUUGCUGGGGGGAGAGAAAUCGAUCUGGGAACCCCCUGCCAUGUUACUCCAAAGACCCCAGCAACCCACAGAGGGCCCUGUUCCUGUCUUUCCAGGGUGGGACCACAGUGGGUUACCACUAUGAUAAGUUAUAAGGAUGGCCUAGGUGGCCUCCGCGAGCACCCCUGGGGACCAGCAGGUGGCGCUCACGCUCGCCUGUCGGGAGGAGUCGAAUUAGCAUCUCCACCCUCCUUUCUGCUUUGGGUAGCACUCGCCUUUAACAACAAGCAGCCUAGAGCCUAGAGUUGACGCUUUAGUGGCCUAACUGCAGAGCCAAACAUUGCUCUUUUCAGCACAAUCGGGCAGCUCGCGGAUGAGGAACUAAUAGCCAAAGGCUCCCGCAGUAGGGACCAAAAGGGGCUGAGCCCCACCCCGGAGUGGGCUUGCACCUGGGAGGUGUGCAAGAAGCCAUUUCCUCACAAGCACUGGCCUUUGAAGGCCCCUCAGCCUACCCGGUGUGACCACACGACUGUGGCUCAGCCGUCCCCUCCCCACCCCUCCCCCAGUGGAAUUGUGGAAGUGUGGCAGUCCGUGUUCGGACAAUAAAGCUUGUAACUGAGG
This is a messenger RNA of Chionomys nivalis (European snow vole), 4676 nucleotides long. It is a transcript of the gene Clip2, whose product is annotated as CAP-Gly domain containing linker protein 2. The record is from RefSeq and is a predicted model, not a curated record. Gene Ontology annotation, molecular function: microtubule plus-end binding. The transcript has 17 exons. The coding region runs from base 277 to 3396 and encodes 1039 amino acids. Gene Ontology annotation, biological process: cytoplasmic microtubule organization. NCBI's taxonomy places the organism in Eukaryota, Metazoa, Chordata, Mammalia, Rodentia, Cricetidae. Gene Ontology annotation, cellular component: cytoplasm; microtubule plus-end; nucleus.